Salvelinus fontinalis (brook trout) is the source of this 3090-nucleotide messenger RNA. Its product is annotated as E3 ubiquitin-protein ligase RNF182-like. The transcript has a single exon. The record is from RefSeq and is a predicted model, not a curated record. Gene Ontology annotation, biological process: protein ubiquitination. Bases 1 to 762 code for a protein of 253 amino acids. Gene Ontology annotation, molecular function: ubiquitin protein ligase activity. Lineage: Eukaryota; Metazoa; Chordata; Actinopteri; Salmoniformes; Salmonidae.
AUGGCGAAAGAUGACAUGGCAGAGGUAGAUUCAGCAUCCAGUAUAGCGGAACCCACGCGCGGGCUGGAGAUAGUAUUCCCAUACGAGGAGUAUGAAUGCAAAAUAUGUUACAAUUAUUUCGACCUUGACCGUCGCGCACCCAAGAUUUUAGAAUGCUUGCACACAUUUUGCGAGGAGUGCCUGAACACUAUCCAUCUCCGCGAGGAGCGUCCAUGGCGAAUCAGCUGUCCUAUAUGUCGCCACAGGACGUCCGUGCCGGACUAUCGGAUACAAAACCUGCCCAAUAAUACCAAGGUAACGGAGGAUUUCCCAUUGUACAUUGACUCUGACCCUCUGCCUCAGGAUGCCUUGCCCCUCUACCCUCCUCCGUUGCACCCCGCACUCGUCGCCCUCAGGCGCGAGGAGGCAUCGGGGGCGUCCACGAGCCAAGCUACCCCCUCCACUACCUUGUCCACCGCCACUACCCUCUCCCAGGACUCCGUGCGCUAUGACAGCUGUCAGAGCUGCAAGCGGGUUGCCCUGACUACGGGCUGUGUGUGUGUGAUAUUCUCCUUUCUGUCCAUGCUGGUUCUGCUCUUCAUGGGCCUGAUCUUCGUGCACAGUCACAGCAACCCGCCCUCGCCCGCGGGACCCAUCUGCCUGUCGGUGGCCAGCAUCCUAGCCAUGUUCUCGGUGGUCGUCACGUGGCUGAUCUGCUGGUUAAAAUAUAGACCCGAUCACGAGUCAGGCCGCUCGUCUGGAACGAAUAGGAGGAACGCCUGAUGAUGAAGAUGCUAAUCAUGAUGAUAAUGUGAUGUGUGUGUGAUUAUGUAAAUACUGCUGUAUACUAGCAUAAUGUCCCUCCCUCCCUUUACUUUUUGUUGUUGUUGAAAUAAACAUUGUCCAGAAUGGCCUUUUAAAAGUAGGAUAUAGCAAACACCAUGUAAACACCUUCAUCUGCUCAUUGAGUACUAAGCCUACAGUAGCCUACCAUUGAUACAUUCAUACAUGCACUUGUAUGUCUACCUAUGGCAGGUUUAUAUGAUGAUGGGUAACCUUGCCUGAGACCUAGAUGAACUGCCUGUCACUCCCAGAAUAGACUGGUUGAUUGAGUUGAGGACUGGGGUUUAAUAACAGUUUCCUGAAAAGUAUACAUCACUAUGCCUCUCACUGUAUGAAAACCUGUCCUCCCUCCCAUGCAUCUCAAAGACGCACCUGCCCAUGUUAUUGUAGUGUGGGCUAUACAAUUCCACAUGAAUAGGUUUGAGAUUUUGUAUCAUGCCUAAAACAGGCCCACUCAUUUGAGGAGUCACUAAUAAUAUAUGUAAUUGACAAGUCACUCAUGUAAGAUGCGUAAAUGGUACAGUAUCUGUGAAGAUAGGAGAGGUGUCCUUACCGCUAUUUAAAUUGACAUGGUGUUUAGGUUACCAAGAAUAAGUCUAGAGAACAGGUGCCUGCUACAUUCCUAUUUCGAAAGUGCUCCGGUUGUAGGCCUACUGUACACCUGUGUACAUCUCUCUGGCCUUUCUUCUGCCUGUGUAGUCAGGUCAUCAUCAUCAUCUGCCAGGCCUCUGAAAGCAUCCUCUUCCCUUCUUCCUGCCUGUCGACUGAUUAUCACCACCGGUCUGACAGACAGUGAAGGUGAAAGCAAGGUUCCUUCCCACCGUAUUGCUUUGAGUCUUGUUGUCAUUCACUUCAGAUCAUUGAUGAGAACCUUGAAGAAGGGAGGAGGCAUUCCCUCCGUUUUCGAAUGAGGCGCUAAUUUACCCCUCUCUUUAGGUGGUUGAAGAUGCACUCCAGGAUCUAAAGCACAACAAAUUCCUAACAUAUUGCACAAAUUUGAUUUGUAACAGUCACACGAAUUGCAAAAUUUGUAUGAUAUCAUACAUAUUGCAAAAUUCCUAACAUAUCACAUGAAAAUGGAUGACGUACUACACAAUUGGAUGACGUAGUAGGCUACACAAAAAACAGAGAUCCGUUUCGGCUGGUGAGCACCACUUUCAAAACUACUGGCUGAAAUGAUAGAAAAGCUCUGGAGUGCAUCUUUAAUUGCCAUGUGCUUCUCUCUCUUAGAUUCCUCUAGCCUGUUGCCUGUGUAACCGAUGUGAAAUGGCUAGCUAGUUAGUGGGGUGCGAGCUAAUAGCGUUUCAAUCGGUGACGUCACUCGCUCUGAGACCUUGAAGUAGUUGUUCCCCUUGCUCUGCAAGGGCUGCGGCUUUUGUGGAGGGAUGGGUAACGAUGGGAGGCAGUUGUUGAUGUGUGCAGAGGGUCCCUUGUUCGAGCCCAGGUAGGGGCGAGGAGAGGGACGGAAGCUAAACGGUUACAACUGUAUGGUCGGGGAUCAUCAGUGGCAUAUUGAGAGAGUUGCUAUGAGGAUGGAGUAGGGUCCUCAAAGUCUGAGGCACAGUUUUUGCAAUGCCUAUGGAACUGAGAGACUAAAAUGAGAGUGAUUGGAUUUGUCAAUAUUAGUCAUUAGGCCAGGGGCAUUGAAAUCAGGGCCUACUGUGCUGCACUGGUUUCCCUAUAAUCAGAGACUGAUGGUUGGACUCUCAGUACAAUCAAUGAUAUUAAUCAAUCACUUAACUACUAUAGAAGGAUAAAUAAUCCCAACAGUACUACUGUAGACCAUAAGGCUUAUAUUUAUACAGCCCUGAAGCUAUUUCGUUUUGUAUUUACUUUCUACUGUACGUGCUCUGUGUAGAACAGACACUGUUGGGCCCUCUUCCUAAAGACGUGUCUUUUAGGAUUUACGUAAAUAAUAUGUAAAUAGGAGACGGCUGGGAUAUACGCGAGUUAUAUCUAAGCACUUACUGCCCUAACAAAUUCACUUUAACAUUGCCUCACAAUCAAACAUGCUUCAAUCAACCUGUUAGACUGUCAGUAUAACCGUUAGAAGAUGCACUUUCGCCCUCUUCUUUGACAAAAGUAAAGGGUUUAUAUACUGUAUAUUGUCUAUUAUUGUAUUCAUUCAUUAUGAAUUUUAAAAAGAAAACUUGGAUGUUUUUGAGUUUGUUGAAAAUGUCAUUGUUGUUAAGGUACUAAAAUGUAUUUGCACAGAUAAAUGUUGUGCUGUUUAAAACAGUUCAGUAUUAAAGAAAACAGUACAAAGUU